UCGCGCAGGCGCAGCCUAGCCCCGGGCGAAGAUGGCGGCCUCCAGCUGGGUGCGCGCGGCCGUGGUCCUACUCUGCGCCUCUGAUCUGCUGCUGCUGUUAUCGCCCGGGGCCCGUGCGGACGAGGGCACGGCCGGUAAGCCCGGCGAGGCUGCUCCCCCUCCCCCGAAGAAGAAGAAGAAGGACAUUCGCGAUUACAAUGAUGCGGACAUGGCGCGUCUUCUGGAGCAGUGGGAGAAAGACGAUGACAUAGAAGAAGGAGACCUUCCAGAGCACAAAAGGCCCUCAGCACCGGUCGACUUCUCAAAGAUAGACCCCGGCAAGCCAGAGAGCAUAUUGCAGUUGACGAAGAAAGGGAAGACUCUCAUGAUGUUUGUCACCGUGUCAGGAAACCCCACGGAGAAGGAGACGGAGGAGAUCACCAGCCUCUGGCAGGGCAGCCUUUUCAAUGCCAACUACGACGUCCAGAGGUUCAUCGUGGGCUCCGACCGCGCCAUCUUCAUGCUGCGUGACGGGAGCUACGCCUGGGAGAUCAAGGACUUUUUGGUCGGUCAAGACAGGUGUGCUGAUGUCACUCUGGAGGGACAGGUGUACCCUGGCAGAGGAGGCGGCGGCAAAGAGAAGAACAAAACUAAGCAGGAGAAGGGCAAGAAGAAGAAGGAGGGAAGCCCGAAAGCCCGGGCUUCGAAGGAAGACAACCGGGCCGGGAACAAACGAGAAGACCUGUAAUGGGGCCGCUGGGGAGCACGCGGGGCAGAGCACAGCCAGGGGUCCUGGGGGCGGGGCAGGCGUGGGACACCGCACACUGGACCGAAUUCUGCUUCCUUGUGCAGAGGGUCUGCCACGCGGCCGGUUUGUGGUCAGAGUGAGAACUGCUGUGGAAAAGGCUGAAGCAAGGACACAGGUUUCGUGUUAAUGCUGGACACUGCCAAAUUCAGAGUUACUAUAAAACCUCUUUAUGUGGA
Phyllostomus hastatus (greater spear-nosed bat) is the source of this 963-nucleotide messenger RNA. RefSeq names its product mesoderm development LRP chaperone (gene MESD). The coding region runs from base 32 to 727 and encodes 231 amino acids. Gene Ontology annotation, molecular function: low-density lipoprotein particle receptor binding. The record is from RefSeq and is a predicted model, not a curated record. Gene Ontology annotation, biological process: protein folding. The transcript is spliced from 3 exons. NCBI's taxonomy places the organism in Eukaryota, Metazoa, Chordata, Mammalia, Chiroptera, Phyllostomidae.